AUGGUUGGAGAAUAAAGAACAUAUGACAAUAUUGAAGAUUAGAUUGUUGUAAUUACAGGAGCAUCCUCUGGAAUCGGAAUGGAAGCAGCAAGAGAAUUUGCAAAAUUGAAAGCUACAGUGAUUUUUGCAUGUAGAGAUUAGGAUGUAACUGAGAACAUAAUUCAAGAAUUAGUCUAAGAAACAAAAAACAAUAAAUUACACUUCAUUUUCUUAGACUUAGAAUAAACAGACAGUGUAAUCUCUUUUGUUGAGUAAUUUAAAUAGAAGUUCAAAUAUUUGAACAUACUUAUUAAUAAUUCAGGGAUUGCUGAUUUUGAUUAAGAGAAUGUAAGUGGGAUUGAAAAAAUAGUAAAAGUCAAUUAAAUUGGUUGGGUCUUAUUGACUCAUUAGCUUAUUGAUUAUUUCAAUGAAAGAGGAAGAAUAAUUAAUAUAGUUAGUCAUAUGUACACUUGGAUUGGAGAGGAGAUAGACAUACUCAAAGCAUUUAAAGGAGACUUAGAUUAUAGAUAUGCUAUCAGUCAAUAUUUCAAGGUCUCUUCCUCUUUAUAUCUACAAUAAUUAUUAAAAGAUCAAAAUAAAGAUAUAAAAGUAUUACUGGUGGCACCUGGAGCUGUAAAUACAGAAAUCUUUGAGAAGAGUUUAAAAAACUAAGUUAUUUUAAGAUCUCUUGUUAGAGUGAUGAAAGUCAUUAUGGAUCCAUUUCUUCUAACUCCAAAUGAAGCCAGUUAAACUUACUUAUAUGCAGCUCUUAGACCAUAUGAUUAAAUCAAAGAUGAAGAAUUAUAUAAUUUUAAUAUAGUUAGUAAACUUAAUGAAGAUGUGAUUCGUUUUAAUUAAGGAUAAGAAAUAUAUGAAACUAGUCUGAAAUUAGGAUUCAAAGAUAUGGAGUUGCCAAGCAUUAAAAUAAGCAAACUACAUUACAACUAAAUUGGUAAUAAUCAAAAAACUUCAUGGCCUGAAUGCGUCGGAAAAACCAUUCAAUAGGCAAUUUAAAUAAUCAAAAAAGAUGGACCAAAUUUGUAGAUCCAAGUACUACCAGAGGGUUCUAUUGUAACUAUGGAUUAUAGGAGAGAUCGAGUAAGAAUAUUUCAUAAUCCUAAAGGGAUUGUGAUUUAAAUUCCUUCGAUUGGGUGA
This is a messenger RNA of Paramecium tetraurelia, 1134 nucleotides long. RefSeq lists its product as uncharacterized. The record is from RefSeq and is a predicted model, not a curated record. NCBI's taxonomy places the organism in Eukaryota, Ciliophora, Oligohymenophorea, Peniculida, Parameciidae. Gene Ontology annotation, molecular function: serine-type endopeptidase inhibitor activity. The transcript has a single exon. Gene Ontology annotation, biological process: response to wounding.